Morchella importuna is the source of this 942-nucleotide messenger RNA. RefSeq lists its product as uncharacterized. The coding region runs from base 1 to 942 and encodes 313 amino acids. The record is from RefSeq and is a predicted model, not a curated record. The transcript has a single exon. Lineage: Eukaryota; Fungi; Ascomycota; Pezizomycetes; Pezizales; Morchellaceae.
AUGCUUCGACACACAAUUCAGACCUCCGACUCCGGGCCCUCAAGUUCCACCUCGUCAACUCCGGCCACCCCCACCUCCGCCCCUGCCACUUUCACUCCCUCUGGAACUCCCGGUGGAACCUUUAUCCCUGGUGAAACACGGGCCACCCGCUCGGCCCGUUCCACCCAGCUCUACCUCACGCACACUGCCCGCAUCCAACUCGCCCCCCGCACCCAUACCACUCUCACCGUAAACCUUCCCACCUUCAAGCUCCCGACCUACACUUCAAGACACCCCGUCCAUGGCUUCCGCCCCGUCAACUCGACCACUUCCGCUGGCUUCCACUCGCCGGCCUUUGGGGCCUUUGUCGAAUGCACUUCGCGCAUCGCGCUUGAAGAGAACAGGGCGCGGCAGAGACUUGUUAUCGAGCCAUGGCUUAGCAGGCGUGCCUGGGCGAGGACGGCAGAGGCGCUGACUGUUCAGAGAGGCUUACUGCCUGGCGCGGACUUGGGCUGGUUUGAGGAGGCCGUGAAGGUCAUACCUGCUGACGGCGAGGAGGAGAAGGGAGAGUAUCGCAUUGCCAUCAAGAAGGCCCCGGACAGAUUCCAGCCCAGGACUGGUCCGGGCCCUUCGAUUUUUCCACGCGGGAAGGGGUUCGAUAGUUUCUACUACCGCAACCGCGCUGGCAGCAUCAUGGUCGUUCUUGACAGCCGGCGCGAGGGACUCUCGAGGGUGGAUAUUGUCCUGCUGAACUGGAUUGUGGAUUAUGUACGCACGCACUCAUGGGCGGUGCUCAUUCGCGACGACUGGCCCACUGCGUGUGCGGCGCUGUUGCGUGAGAAGGGCGUGGAUAUGACUGUAAGAGAGAUGAGGAGGAAGUGGUCGUUCUUUUGGGACUGGGUUGUGAAGUGGAGGGGGAGCGUGUAUGCCGGGAGAUUUGUGCAGAGGGCUGAGGGUAUGUAG